CUUGCGAUUUGAGCUCAGCUGCUGCCCUUAGUCUGGCAGCGGGACAGGCAGCGAGCCAGCCCCCCGCCGGGCAGCGUCCUUGUAAGGCUGGGACAGAGGGCGACGGGCAGAGGGGCCCGGAGAGACGGAGACAGAGGAAGAGGAGAGGAGAGUCCGGCCCAGGACGAUGCAGGCCCUUCUGACCUCCCGCGUGGGAUCCCUCCGCUCCUUCGCCACCUCCACAUGCCACCAGAUGAAGAACAAAGUCCCCGAACAUCAGAAGCUCUUUCAGGCGGAUAAUGGCCUGCCCGUGCAUCUGAAAGGGGGCAUCGUGGAUGCCUUGCUAUAUCGACUCACAAUGGCCAUUACUGUCUUUGGCUCCUGUUACUCCGUCUUCUCGCUGGUCAGAGCUGCUUUCCCCCAGAAGAACAAAUGAGAUGGCAGCUGGACUAGCUGGUUCCCCUCUCCCCUGCCCCACAGGGGCCCAUUCGGGGCUGGAAGCAGAGAGCAGAGAGCCAUGCACUUUAAAAAAAACCCUACCCUCAUAAAUCAAUAAAAAGCACCUUUAAAAA
Messenger RNA from Dermochelys coriacea (leatherback sea turtle), 551 nucleotides. Its product is annotated as cytochrome c oxidase subunit 7A2, mitochondrial. NCBI's taxonomy places the organism in Eukaryota, Metazoa, Chordata, Testudines, Dermochelyidae. The record is from RefSeq and is a predicted model, not a curated record. Bases 167 to 415 code for a protein of 82 amino acids. The transcript is spliced from 4 exons. Gene Ontology annotation, biological process: regulation of oxidative phosphorylation; mitochondrial respirasome assembly; mitochondrial electron transport, cytochrome c to oxygen.